UCUUCUUCUUCUUCUUCGAGAGAGAGAGCGAAAAAAUCAAACAAUUGUCAAUCUUUUUCUAAAAGAAUUAUUGUCAUUAUUUAAGACAUACUUCCUUUAAACAAUAUUUUAAAUAAUUGAUCGUCGACGUUGUCAUCAGAGCUGGGGGUUUUUAACAAAAUUCGACAGAAAAAUAAAAAUUACGCGAGUUCGUGAGUGCAUUGAAGAAAGAAGUGCAAAAAGAAGAAGAAGAAAAUAUCAAUACAUUUUUUGAAACCAUCAUCCAACCCUCCUUGUCCAUUAAACGGGCCCUUUGGCUGCAACGAUCUGCACUUUAACGUCAAGAAAUACAAAAUUUGACCGUCAUGGAAGACAUACGUUACGUGCACUCUGAUCUUAUUUAGCAGUGAUCCAAAAUACGAGCGAGAUGACACACGAUGACAGACAAGGUGACGCUGAUUGUGACUACCUUAUCAGGGAAAUAUCACAUCUAAAUGUGUUCCAUAGCGAUGCCAGCUGAACUGAUCCUGGGGCACAGUCCUCCGGUAUACAGUCCACUGUUAUACUCUCCUCUGGUACGCACAGCACCACCGAUUACCACAAGAUCGGUACCACCCAGAAUACGACCAUGCCUGUCCACUGGUUCAUUACCUUUGAACAGUAUAAAAAACAACAAUAACAACAGUAACAAGCAGAAAAAGAAGGUCGUAUUUGCCGAUGAUCGUGGUCGUCCACUAACUCAGGUACGGGUAAUGUCGGAGCCUAGUAACGUACCGCCAUUAUGGACAUCGGCAUACAUAGAAGGUGUAACGGGAGGAUUGUUAAGAACAAAAAUCGACAACGAGGUAACGCAAGAUACGAUACCACCAUGGCAAGUUACGUUUCCUCAGCCAGCCAGCGAUUAUCUCGCAUUUCGUCGAAAACUCGAUCAGGAGAAUGUCAGUUUGGAGAACGUGAUUAUUCGAGAAUCCGAGCAAGCAUUGGUUGGUACGGUGAAAGUGCGAAAUCUUGCUUAUGACAAGGAGGUCAUAGUUAGAGCUAGCAACGACAACUGGAAUACCCACGAGGACAAUUAUUGCACUUACGUUGAACAACCAGGUGCACCGGCGCUCAUCCUUUACGACACCUUCCGUUUUCGACUUACGUUGCCAUUGAAAUCUGACGUUAUUGAAUUUUGCGUCAGAUAUCGUACAGACGGAAGGGAAUUCUGGGACAACAACGAGGGCAAAAAUUAUGUUGUCAAGAAAAGACAGGAGCAAAGAGCACCAGCCAAGCGAUACGAUCUCUCGGCAUCUAAUUGCGAUGGAUUAUUAACGAACAACAACAACAACAACAAUCAUAAUCGCAACAUGAACAAUGGUGAAAACAACAACAACAACAACAACAACAACGGAUUGAACAUACCCCGUGUAUCCGAUGCAACACGUGCCAAUGUACGAACGUGGAGUGAAUUUGCAUCGUGGCAUCAUUUGGCCAACGAUGCACCUUAUUGGUGAAAAUAAGCAACUAAACAACAAACAAAAUUAAACCCCUGAUUGUGUGGAUCCCUCGUCAAACGAUGUACGAAAACGUACGAAUAACGUAAAUAACAUCCAGUAGAAUAAUUCUGGAGUUAAUAAGAAUCGAGUCUGCGAAUCCGUUAGAACGGGGGGGGAGCUGAAAUGGGGAGAUGGGGGUUGAACUGGAGUGAAGAAAUCAAAUGAGAUAGCAAGUUGCAGCAGGAUUGGGACAGCAUCAUUAUAGAUAAUGAAGAGUAAAAAUAAUAAAUAAAAAAAAUUCUAUUCAAGCAAGCACGGUUAAAUGAUCGUAUAUAUAUAUUUAUAUAUCGUAUCCGUUCGUCCGUCCGUUAAAUCGGUCCGUUAAAUCGGUUUGUUAAUUAAAAAAAAAAAAAAAAA
Molecule: messenger RNA, 1874 nt
Organism: Polistes dominula (European paper wasp)
Lineage: Eukaryota; Metazoa; Arthropoda; Insecta; Hymenoptera; Vespidae
Gene: Gbs-70E
Product: Glycogen binding subunit 70E
Biological process (GO): regulation of glycogen biosynthetic process
Cellular component (GO): protein phosphatase type 1 complex
Molecular function (GO): protein phosphatase 1 binding; glycogen binding
Source: RefSeq, a predicted model, not a curated record